Oryzias melastigma (Indian medaka) is the source of this 1985-nucleotide messenger RNA. RefSeq lists its product as uncharacterized. NCBI's taxonomy places the organism in Eukaryota, Metazoa, Chordata, Actinopteri, Beloniformes, Adrianichthyidae. The record is from RefSeq and is a predicted model, not a curated record. The transcript has 7 exons. The coding region runs from base 185 to 1609 and encodes 474 amino acids.
AGGAACUUCAUUUCCCAUAAGUCUCCUUGGGAUCCUCGCGUUCUUCCGUUGCUUAUGGCAACAGGUCAGAGCUAGAGUGAGGAGGCAGCUCGGUUUGUUCCAUUGUUUGUGGAGAUAACGAGCCUGAGGAGAGGACACUGGAGCGGACCACUGCACAGAGAGACUCCACCGGCCCGAAGCGGACAUGUCCAACCGGAGCAUCCUCAACGAUGCUGAGAAGGCAGUGAGCCCCAGCCAAGUGGUCCUCGAGAAGAUUUCCUCCUCUGUCCUCAAAUGCCUGCUCAGCACCAGCUCCAACAGCUGCAACCUCCUUCAAGCCGAGGAGCGGGAGAAAAAUCCGAAGACAUCUGGGGUGUGCAGGAGGAAUCGUCCAGGCAUGACGCAGAAGAAGUGUGUUGGAAGAAGCUCUGCACAGACUAACAUCAUGCCCUCACGCAGCAGUUCUGGCCUCCUAAAGCCAGGCCGGAAUAUGGGAGUAGUGGGAAGCGCAGUGGGUUUGAACCCAGCUCCACAGCGAAGAAGAACACACAUCUCCAAUUUGCAUCGUGCUGAGCUGCCAACUUUGCCAAAACCAAGAGUCACUCAGGAGGCAGAAAAUGGCAGAAAGUUGUACAUUUUUGCUGCCCUGAAGCCGUCCAACGUUCAGAAGGAGAAGCAGAAGUUCUUCAAGUCUGCCUUCAGCUGCAACCCUCAGUUUGAGUACAGCAGUCCUGUUCCUCCACCCAUCCUGGAGCGCCACAGCAACGCCUCGGAUCGCUUCCUGACACAGGCAGUGCGCAUCAUGGAGCUGGCCUUGGAGCGCUACGGCAGCUAUGAGAGGUUUGAGCAGGUGACCGGGGGCAGCCUCCUCUCUAAGACCCAAAUCUAUCACAACGUCAAGAAGUACAUGGAGAAGGAGGGCUGUGUGGGGGAGAUCGUCGUCCAGCUGUCGGAUGACCUGCUGUCUCGCGCCUCGAUGACCGUGGUCAACAGCAGGCACACUCUCAACAUCAACGUCUCCAGCGCACGAGAGCACUGGCUGGAGGGCAUGCUGAGGCACGAGAUCGGAACUCAUUACUUACGAAGCCUCAACAACUGCCAGCAGCCAUGGAGCAGCAGCUCAGGGAGGAAGAAGCUCAACCUGAGACCUCUGAACCCAACAGAGGAGGGCCUGGCGAGCAUCCACAGUGUCCUCUUCAGGAGAGACCCCACUCUGUGGCGUGCCGCCAUGCUCUAUUAUACUGUGUACCAGGCCAGCCGCAUGUCCUUCUGUCAGCUCUUUCAUGACCUGGGACGCUUCAUGCAAGACCCCAACACCCGCUGGGACUACUGUGUCCGAGCCAAGAGAGGCCAGACCGACACGGCACAGCCAGGAUGCUUCAGCAAAGACCAGGUCUACCUGGAUGGCGUUUUAAAGAUUCUGAGGUACAGAGACAGGAUCAACUUCCCUCUGCUGAUGGCUCUCGGAAAGGUAUCAUUUGAAGAUGUGGAUCGUCUAAGAGUCUUGGCUCAGAUGGACAACAGCCGCAUCCCCCACUUCAUGCAGGACGAGGUGAAAUACUCGGAGCAGCUGACCAAAAUUAUAACCGUCAAUCAGCUGAGUGACGAGGAGCUGAAAACCAUCAUUUAAGGCGUCCUGACCCGCUCUGUCCUAAGGGAACCUGUCCCUGGAGCUGUGGUCCGCAUGCUUCAGACCACCUCACUUGCAUCAAGAACGUGGACGAUAAGAUGUCCCAAUUUCUAAAACUUCUUCCAUUCAUCCUCAGAAUAAGUUAGAAAAAAGUCAAAUCUGUGUAUUUAAUGACAUAUGAUGUUUAUGAUGUGCCAAAACACCAGGAGUAUUUCAGCCUACUUUCCUAAUUUUGCAAGCAAUGCCAAACUGUUUAAUCCUUAAUUCCAUAUUUGGAUUUGAGAGAAGGUAUCAGUUAUUUUCUUUAACCUGUGUGAUUGUUAUGAAGUGACUCUGUGCUCCUUAAACAUUAAACAUCUUGUUCUUUUAUUUGUCA